This is a messenger RNA of Sturnus vulgaris (Common starling), 1501 nucleotides long. It is a transcript of the gene ARTN, whose product is annotated as artemin. Gene Ontology annotation, molecular function: glial cell-derived neurotrophic factor receptor binding; receptor tyrosine kinase binding; growth factor activity. The record is from RefSeq and is a predicted model, not a curated record. Lineage: Eukaryota; Metazoa; Chordata; Aves; Passeriformes; Sturnidae.
AUGCUGGAGCCGAGGGGCCAUAGCGGGGUGGCCGGCCGCGGAAGCGAGGACCGGAGGGUCCGUCCCUUCCCAGCAGGGCACAAGGACCCUCCGGUGGUGCCGGCCUGGGAAAUCCAUGACCUGGCGGCAGCAGCUGGCGUGGGGCCACGGGCCGCCACGGGAGCGAAGUGCAGCGUGGGCUGUUUUUGGCCAGGCUGUGGAGGCUGGCGCGACCAUGGGGGCCGGUGCGAGCCCUGCCGGCACCGGGGGCUCAUCCUGCCUGGUGCGCGGCUCCUAGAGGGGGAACAUGGGCCUGGCAGCGCCCACUACAGACCCAUGUCACAGUAUGGCCAGUGCAGGGUGGCAUCAGAUUCCACAAAUGGGACGUGGGGACCAUCCCCUGAGAUCCUAGAGGGUCUGGAAGAAAUUAUUUUUUCUUCUUGUGCCAGCAGUACCCAGGCAUCUAGCAUGGACCAGCAACAGGGGCCACCAGAGCGAAGGCCUGCAGGACCUGCCACUCACCUGCAGCCCAAGGAGGGGACACUGUGGGGAUUCUUUGCCAUCCUGUCACUGCUGGCUGGGCUGGCCACAGGCACCCUGCGAACACCACACUGCAAUGAGACUCUGGACACAGCCCCCACGCCACGGGGCAUGGCCACUGCCAGCGUGUCUGCGGAGGAUGGUGUGGAGGCACCACUUGCUGCUGCCUGGAGCCAGUUGUACGGGGACAACGUGACAACAGGUAGCCCAGGCACCACAGAGCUCACCGAGGACCUGCUGCUGCGUGCUGAGCGCUCACCACCAGGCGCCAGCAAAACCAAAAAGGGACGGAAGACCUCACGGGGCACCCGUGGGCGCAACUGCCACAUCCGCAACCUGAUGGUGAAGGUGCGUGACCUGGGCCUGGGCUUCAACUCGGACGAGAUUGUGCUCUUCAAAUACUGCAGUGGAUCCUGCCACCGGGCACGCAGCAACUAUGACCUGACGCUGGGCAGCCUGCUGCGGCAGCAGCUCAUCACCCCGGGACCACAGGAGCGGGUCCUCAGCCACCCCUGCUGCCGACCCACCCGCUAUGAGGCUGUCUCCUUCAUGGAUGUGGAGAACACGUGGCAGACAGUGGAAAAGCUCUCAGCAGCUGAGUGCAGCUGUAUUGGCUGAGGAGGGGGGCACUGGCUUGGCCCCAGCUCAACACAUGCCGACAGACUCCAGCUUGCCACGUGCAGUGGCACUGUUGCUCGAAACAAGAGUCUGGCAGAGGCAGGUGCCCCUGUUAUUAUGUGGCCACAAAGAACUGAGGUGAGAUGGAGUCAUGACUGAGAUGUGGGUGGCCAAGCCUGCUCCUGCUCAGUGCCAAGCAGCUGGUGCCACCAGCUACAUAGGCUCCUGCCCAGGUGCCCUGGCUCAGCCCUGGGAGACGAGCUGAAGAGAGUAUGGACCAUCCCCACCACUCCUAAGAGUCUGCCAGCCCAGUGUCCAUCAGCGGCACUCCUGCACCUGUGCUCCAGGGGCCAAGCAUCACCCA